Messenger RNA from Trichoderma reesei QM6a, 1455 nucleotides. RefSeq lists its product as uncharacterized. Gene Ontology annotation, cellular component: nucleus. Lineage: Eukaryota; Fungi; Ascomycota; Sordariomycetes; Hypocreales; Hypocreaceae. The record is from RefSeq and is a predicted model, not a curated record. Gene Ontology annotation, biological process: positive regulation of transcription by RNA polymerase II. The transcript has 9 exons. The coding region runs from base 1 to 1455 and encodes 484 amino acids. Gene Ontology annotation, molecular function: DNA-binding transcription factor activity; transcription cis-regulatory region binding.
AUGGCCCCGCGAGAGGUUUACAGACGGGUCAGAACUGAUGAAGGCGAUGAAAGAAAGCCCCAGUGCCGGCACUGCGAAGUUGGACACCGUGAUUGUGAAUAUGAAUUCCUCGACAACUCGUCCCACCAUGAGGACGGCAACAGGUUGUUCCACUUCUCAGCAGACCACGUCUGGUUAAAAACGCCGCCAGAAAUUAGAUUCGUUCACUCUGUUGACGUCUGCAAUGGCGAUGAUGAUGAGCACAACGCAACCGUGCCAUCGCCAUCUCAGUCAUUCAAUUCGGGAAUCGCUCAGAGUCCCCUCACUCAGUCGUCCAAUGAGCCACAGAAUAUGCCGCUGGCACAUUUGGGAAGAGACGAUGCAGUGUCAAUAUUAAGCUCCAAACUUUCUCGCGAUGCGGCCGGCCUUGCGUCUCCUCACUCCGUAACAAGUGUCGCCAGCAUGGAAACUACAAUCCUCAGGCGGACUUCUGGCUCAGCCAUCUAUACUCAAGGCCCAACGAAGCCACUUGAAGAUCCCCUGAUUGCCCGACUGCUUCGCCACUAUAUCAACAACUUGGCUUGCUGGCUCGAUGUCAAUGACUCACAGCGGCAAUUCGAGACGUUUGUUCCAUAUCUUGCGAUGAGCUGUCCCAUACUGCUUUUUGCCGUCCUUGCCUUUUCAGCGUGCCAUCUGAACCGAGUGGAUGGAUCUUGUGACGAACUCUGCGCUGUUCAUUACCAUGACUUGAGUGUUCAAGGCCUCAUACCAGCGCUGGCGGAUUCAAGCACUACCCUUGACAACGUACUGCCGAUAUCAACUGUUAUCCUUCGAAUGUACGAAAUGAUGAGCCACGAAACGGAUUACCAGCGUCAUUUACGGGGCUGUUCGUCGCUCUUCACCCACAAUCGAAAGAACAUUGGCUAUCGGGCGCUGAAAAGGACGGCCUUUUGGACCUAUUUUCGAGAAGAGAUUAUGGUUGCUCUUGCGACAGGAAAGCCCACGGCAACUCGCCCCCGCAACUGGAAGGUCGACAUUACGUGGGGAGGAGACACCGACCAUAUCCAGACGCCAACAAUGCGAGCAGCUGGGAUGAGCUGCAAACCGAAGCAGACUCAUGGAAAGACUCGCUGCCAGAUGAGCGACACCAUCCGCCUAUCAGUACUUUCUGUCAUCAUGCUCACAUUGCCAGUCGUCGCCAUGCAAUUUUACCACCUGGUCAAAGUGCUCCUGGCACUUCAUAAUCCACAUCGUCCAAACGGCAUUGGGUUCUUGCAGUUUGCCAGAAACAUUGAAGGAGAAAUUCUGCAGCAUACCAUUCAGCUCUGCGGCAUGACCAAGGCCCUGGGUGAUAGGUAUGCUGGCGCCCUUGUGAAUGCAGUGCAGCCUCUCGUUGUUUGUUACGACGUUAUCGACGACCCAAGGCGUCCGAUCACUACAGGAAGCCUGGAGUGCACAUGUACAGCCAUGAUUUGA